This is a messenger RNA of Vanderwaltozyma polyspora DSM 70294, 645 nucleotides long. RefSeq names its product Rab family GTPase SEC4 (gene SEC4). Gene Ontology annotation, cellular component: plasma membrane; endosome. Gene Ontology annotation, molecular function: GTPase activity; GTP binding. Lineage: Eukaryota; Fungi; Ascomycota; Saccharomycetes; Saccharomycetales; Saccharomycetaceae. The transcript has a single exon. Gene Ontology annotation, biological process: protein secretion; protein localization to plasma membrane; regulation of exocytosis. The record is from RefSeq and is a predicted model, not a curated record. Bases 1 to 645 code for a protein of 214 amino acids.
AUGUCAGGAUUAAGAUCGACUUCAGGCUCAACUAAUGGUAAGAACUAUGAUUCUAUCAUGAAGAUUUUAUUAAUUGGUGAUUCAGGUGUUGGUAAAUCUUGUCUUCUAGUUCGUUUUGUUGAUGAUAAAUUUAACCCUUCUUUUAUCACUACUAUUGGUAUUGACUUUAAAAUCAAGACUGUUGAAAUUAAUGGUAAAAAAAUCAAAUUACAACUUUGGGACACUGCUGGUCAAGAAAGAUUCCGUACUAUUACAACAGCUUACUAUCGUGGUGCUAUGGGUAUUAUCCUGGUAUAUGAUGUUACCGAUGAAAAAACUUUUGCUAAUAUUAGGCAAUGGUUCAAAACUGUUACUGAACAUGCAAAUGACGAAGCUCAGUUAUUACUAGUCGGAAACAAGAGUGAUAUGGACACAAGAGCGGUGACGUACGAACAAGGUGAAGAAUUAUCUAAGGAACUGGGGAUCCCAUUUAUCGAAUCUAGUGCUAAAAAUGAUGAAAAUGUCAAUGAAAUUUUUUCUACUUUAGCGAAAUUGAUUCAAGAAAAAAUUGACAGUAAUAGACUUGCUGCUAAUGGUACAGGAAAAGAUUCAAACUUAAAUAUCAACUCAGGUAGUGGUAGCAGUUCUAAAGCUAACUGUUGUUGA